Messenger RNA from Effrenium voratum, 1636 nucleotides. The record is from the annotation of a GenBank genome assembly. Lineage: Eukaryota; Dinophyceae; Suessiales; Symbiodiniaceae.
GCGAAAGCUUGAAGGGUGCCAACAAAUACCUUUGCAAGAAGUGCCAGCAGAAGGUGGAUGCAACCAAAAGGUUUUCGAUCCACUCAACCCCCCCGAUGCUGAUUUUUCAGCUGAAACGCUUCGACUUCCUCAACGGCAAUCGGGGAAAAAUCAAGAAGAUCGUGAAGUACCCUUUGUCUUUGGACAUCUCUCGCUUCACAAGCCAUCCCAAGAGAGAGGCACGUUACAGCCUUCAGGGGCUCGUGGUUCACUGCGGUCAAUCUGCCAAGAGCGGCCACUACAUGGCAUAUGCCAAGCACAACGGCAGCUGGCACCGCUUCAAUGACGAGGCGGUGGGGCUGCUUAGCGAGCAGCAGGUGUUGAGUCAGGAGGCAUACCUGCUCUUCUACCAGACGGUCACCCCCCCGCAGGUCAAGGAGGCCACCGCCACAGAGGAGGUCAAUGGCCGCAAGCAGGCCAUGCUGAAUGGGCAGGCCCAGCCCCAUAUCAAUGGCAAGCUGGAUGUAACAAAUGGCUUGGUGAAUGGCAAGGUGAAUGGCUUGGAGCAUGGCAAGAUGAACGGCUUGGCGAACGGCAAGAUAAAUGUCUUGGUGAAUGGCAAGGUGAACGGCUUGGAGCAUGGCAAGAUGAACGGCUUGACAAACGGCAAGAUAAAUGGCAUGGUGAAUGGCAAGGUGAAUGGCAAGGUGAACGGAGUGCACCACAAUGGCACACAUGUGGAGGAGAUCAGUAUGAAGGAGCUGCAUUUAGCUAGCCACCAGCCCGUGAGCUCAGUGAAGAAGACGCAGGAACCUUGUGAGCCUUGUGAGCCUUGCGAGCCUCGCAGCCAAGCGAGCAAGAGGCCGCGGUCGCGGCUCCACAAGCUCCGUGCCUUCGAGGCGCUGAGGAAGCGGCGCAAAGGAGACCCGGCAGGAGAGGCCGAAGAGCCGACACCCCCAAGGCAGAUGAGAAAGGAAGAACAGCAUGAUGUCGCUGAGCGGGUCGCCACGACUACUGACUACUCCCGGCAGUACGGACAAGCUGAGGUGGAUGCGUGGGACAGCAGCCCACCUGAAGAGCAGCGCCAGGCUUUUCAAGAGGCUCAAGAGAGGCUGCAGCCCAGACCGCAGAAAAGGGAUGAGCUGGACAUGGACUACGAUGUGGGCAAGAAGAAGCACAAGCCUCGCAAGCCUCAGGCUGCUUUCAAAGGAAGCUCUGCGUUUGAUCAAGAGGAGCAGAGGCGACGAGAAAAGGGAAAAGGCAAGGGCAAAGGCAAAGGCAAAGGAAAAGACAAGGGCAAAGGCAAGGGCAAAGGCAAAGGCGGGGCCCAGAAAUCUAGCUGUUUUCCUGCAAAUUCUGUUUUGGCCACUUCGGCUGAGGAAAGUCCAAGCAUGGAAAAUCCAAGGGCAAGGGAAAGUGAUGCAGAGCAAAAGCUGGUGCUCAGCUUUGAGAAGGGUGUCGCGCGUGUCGUGACGCAUGACAGAGCCGGGCUCCAAACGGGGCCCACUCAGACUCAGUCUUCGGCCGGUGUUAUAUUUUGCGGCAUGGCACUCUAGUAGCUUAUGCCACGCCUGAAUAUUGUUGAUUAUACACCCUGCACAUUUGAAAUUCGGGCAGGUCCGUUUCCUGCCCUGCCAAAGAGCUGACGCUGGCAGAU